Arachis duranensis is the source of this 2635-nucleotide messenger RNA. Its product is annotated as pentatricopeptide repeat-containing protein At3g49170, chloroplastic. The transcript has a single exon. The record is from RefSeq and is a predicted model, not a curated record. Bases 55 to 2502 code for a protein of 815 amino acids. Gene Ontology annotation, molecular function: zinc ion binding; protein binding; RNA binding. Gene Ontology annotation, biological process: RNA modification. Lineage: Eukaryota; Viridiplantae; Streptophyta; Magnoliopsida; Fabales; Fabaceae.
UUCACCCAAACACGGCCUUAGUGAGAAACACAUGCAAGAGUAGAUGUGUGUCCCAUGCCGAGCCUGAGCUUAAGCCUAUCUCUACCUCCACCUCUCAACAAUACCAACAACUCGGAGUUCCGGAGAGCCAUCUCCACGCUCCACCCCGCGCGUGAACCUCACGAUCUCCUCAAAUCCUGCAUCCGUUCCCGUAACUUCGCCCUUGGCAAGCUCCUCCACCGCAAAUUCACUGAGUCACAACUCACCCUUGACUCGCCCCUCCUCAACUCACUCAUCACCCUCUACUCUAAAUCCGGCCAAUGGCAACAAGCUCUCUCCAUCUUCCAAUCCAUGGACCCCAGCAUGCGAGACUUGGUCUCAUGGACCGCCAUGAUUUCUUGCUUCGCCAACCACCGCAUGCACCGCCAAUCCCUCUCCACCUUCAUCCAGUUGCUCCGAGCUACCGAUUUUUACCCUAACGAGUUCUCCUUUACGGCGUCGCUUCGGUCAUGUUCCAACGCGGAGUUUUUCUCCACCGGCCUUGCGGUUUUCGGUUUCGUCUUGAAGACUGGUUAUCUUGACGCUGAUGUUUGCGUCGGUUGCGCGUUGAUUGAUAUGUUUGUUAAGGGUAGUGAUGAUUUGGGUUCUGCAUUCAAGGUGUUCGAGAAAAUAUCGGAGAGGAAUGUGGUCACGUGGAACCUUAUGAUUACUAGGUUGGUUCAGUUUAGUCAUACUGGUGAUGCAAUUCACUUGUUUUUCAGCAUGGUGGAGAGUGGGUUUGGUCCUGAUAGGUUUACUCUGAGCUCUGUUUUGUCGGCUUGCGCCGAGUUGGAGUUGUUGGCGUUUGGGAAACAGUUACAUUCUUGGGGUGUUAAGUCUGGAAUGGGUUUGGAUGUCUUUUUUGGGUCUAGUUUGGUGGAUAUGUAUGCGAAAUGUGGCGCUGAUGGAUCAGUGGAAGAUGCUAGGAAGGUGUUUGAUAGAAUGCCGGAACGGAAUGUUGUGUCUUGGACUGCAAUUAUCGCGGCAUAUGUGCAGGGUGGACUAGAACAGGAAGCUAUUGGGUUGUUUUGUGAAAUGAUUUGGGGUUAUGUCGUGCCAAAUUGUUUCACGUUUGCCAGCACUCUCAAGGCUUGUGCAAACCUGCCUGAAUUCGGCUUAGGGAAACAGCUUCACAGUCAAGCAAUUAAGCUAGGCGUUUCUGCAGUUAAUUGUGUGGGGAAUGGUCUUGUUAACAUGUAUGCAAGGUCUGGAAGAAUGGAGUGUGCUCGAAAAUGCUUUGAUAUUCUAUUAGAGAAGAACUUGAUUUUGUGUGACACGGCUGUUGAUUGGAAUGCGAAAAAUUUGGAUCCUAAAGAUGAUAUAUUCAACCUUGAAACUGAAGGCACAGGUAAUGGAGUUAAUGCUUUUACAUAUGGAAGCCUCUUAAGUGCUGCUGCUUGUAUUGGUACAAUUAGUAAGGGUGAACAAAUUCAUGCAAGGGUAUUGAAAUCCGGCUUUGGGAACAACUUAUGCAUUAAUAAUGCAUUGAUUUCCAUGUAUUCAAAGUGCGGAAAUGAAGCAGCUGCUUUACGAGUAUUCAGUGACAUGAAAGAUCGAAAUGUCAUUUCUUGGACUUCAAUCAUAAGUGGUUUUGCAAAACACGGGUUUGCUACGAAAGCCUUAGAAUUGUUCUGCGAAAUGCUUGAAGCAGGUGUAAAGCCUAAUGGGGUCACUUACAUUGCAGUUUUAUCAGCCUGUAGUCAUGUUGGCUUGAUAGACGAGGCAUGGAAACACUUUGCUUCCAUGCACCGUGACCAUGAUAUUGUACCAAGGAUGGAACAUUAUGCAUGCAUGGUUGAUUUGCUUGGUCGAUCUGGCUUGCUUUCAGAGGCCAUAGAAUUUAUUAACUCAAUGCCUUUCCGUGCUGAUGCGUUGAUAUGGCGCACAUUUCUCGGUUCUUGCCGGAUUCAUCAUAACUCCAAGUUUGGAGAGCAGGCUGCAAAAAAGGUUCUUGAGCUUGAACCUCAUGAUCCAGCUGCAUACAUAUUAUUGUCAAACUUGUAUGCUGCAGAAGGGCGACGGGAUGAUGUAGCAGCCAUUAGGAAAAGCAUGAAACUGAGAAAAUUAACAAAAGAAGCUGGGUGUAGCUGGAUUGAAGUUGAAAACCAGGUGCACAAGUUCCAUGUAGGGGAUACUUCACACCCCAAAGCUCAAAAGAUAUAUGAUAAGCUUGAUGAAUUGACUUUUAAAAUAAAAAACUUGGGUUAUGUCCCAAAUACAGAUUCUGUUCUUCAUGAUGUAGAGGAAGAACUGAAGGAACAGUUUCUGUUUCAACACAGUGAAAAAAUUGCAGUGGCAUUUGCACUGAUCAGCACCAGAAAACCCAAACCUAUAAGAAUAUUUAAGAAUCUAAGGGUUUGUGGUGACUGCCAUACGGCAAUAAAGUAUAUUUCAGUAGUCACUGGAAGAGAAAUUGUGGUGCGAGAUGCAAACCGGUUUCAUCAUAUCAAGGAUGGAAAAUGUUCUUGCAAUGAUUAUUGGUAAUUCACAAACUUUCGAUUAUGUGAAGUUGUUUAUAGACAGAAUAUAGAGGUAGAUAAUUCUUUGUACGAGUAUACUUUAUGCCAUGUAAGUUUUCCAUGUCCUUUUAGAAACUACAAUAGCUAAUGUUAAUCUC